AUGGCCUCGAUUCUGCGACAGAUUGUGGCCGGGCCAAGGGUGAGACAUCCCAAGGCACAGCUGGACCUGUGCUAUGUCACCGAGUUUAUAAUAGUCACGUGCGUCGUCUCCCCUCCCCUCCCCUGCCAUGCACGUCUCGCCUCGCCUCGCCAACGCCGUCGUGACGUCGACGUGCCCGUGGGCCCUGUUCCGCUAACGCGAUGGAAAUCAUCUAGAUCUGGGCCCUCCCAGACGUGGCCGCGCGUGGCGUACCGCAACCCGCUCGACAGGCUCAAGGCCUUCCUGGAGGACGAGCACGGCGACGACUGGGCGAUAUGGGAGUUCCGCGCCGAGGGCACGGGGUACCCCGACGACGCUGUCUACGGCAGAGUGCGCCAUUACCCGUGGCCGGACCACCAGCCCCCGCCGUUUCGGCUGGUGCCCAUGAUCUUGGCGAGCAUGAGGAACUGGCUGCACGGCGGGGACUUGGACGUGCAGCCGUCUUCGUCUUCGUCUUCGGGGCCGUCGCCGUCGCCGUCGCCGUCGCCGGGGCACGACUCCGCCAAGGCUGCCCCUGCCCCGUCCGGGGGGCGGCACGGCAAAAGAGUCGUCGUCGUCCACUGCAAGGCCGGCAAGGGCCGCUCGGGAACCAUAUCCUGCAGCUACCUCAUCUCGGAGGAGGGCUGGACGGCAAAGGACGCCAUGGCGCGCUUUACCCAGCGGCGAAUGAAGCCGGGCUUUGGGCCGGGCGUGUCGAUCCCCUCGCAGCUGCGAUGGGUGAGCUACGUGGAUCGCUGGACGCGCCACGGCAAGCGGUACGUCGAUCGGCCCGUUGAGAUUGUGGAAAUCCACGUAUGGGGCCUGCGGAGCGGCGUCAAGAUUGGCGUGAAUGGCUUCGUGAGGGACGGCAAGGAGGUCCGCGAGUUUCACGCCUUCAGCGCCAGGGAGAGGGUGGUUGUGGAGCCGGGCGAGCCGCCGAGGAGCGGCUUCGUCGACGUGGUUCGGGAUUUGGCAGGAUACUCGGUCGGCGCCGCGGACAAGGUGCCCGAGCAGGUGGAACUGGCUGACGAGGCGAAUUCCGCGGGUGUCGAGAGGAAAACUGCUGGCGAGACAAGCGGCGACGAGGCCAAGGGGGGCAAGACGAAGGGCAAGCUGGGCCGCAAGGGGGCGCAGCUGAUUCAAAAGGUGCAGUUGAACCUUGGGGACGGCAUCGAAAAGGCCAAGUCUAAGACCGGUAGCGGCAGCAGCAGCAGCAGCAGCAACCUUGCGUUGGAGGGUGCAGCCGGCGCGUCGUCUUCCGACGACGAGCUGCCGGGUGGUUUGGAGGUGGUGUUUAAGCCAGCGCAGCCGAUUCGCGUACCGAAUAGCGACGUGAAUGUCGCUCUGGAGCAGCGGAGUCGCACUCACAAGAGGUUGAAUUGGACUAUGGUAUCGGCCGUCGCGCACGUGUGGUUCAACGUCUUCUUUGAAGGCCGAGGCCCCGAGCAGCAGGGACAGGCAGAUGACAGCGGCGUGUUCACGAUAGCGUGGGAGGCAAUGGACGGCUUCAAGGGCUCAUCGAGGAAGGGAUGGAGGGCGCUGGAUAAGAUGAGCGUCGUGUGGAGGGUGGCUGGCGAUGCCGGCGCGGGGGGCGAGGAGAUUGUCGAGCCAGGGGAGGGAGAGCCCGUGCCGCAGGUUGCGGCCGCGGACUGGAGGGGAGCACCGGGCGGGGAGGGCGGUAAGAGUGAGAGGGAUUUGGGGCUGAGGGUGCAGACGCAGGCGAGCGCUGAUGUGAGUUGUGCGAGCAGUCUGAGGAGCGUGGAGCGGUCGAAUGAUGGCCAUGGUCUCGGCGACGGCGACGGCGACGGCGGCGGGAGCGGGAGCUGUGAUACAGACGACUUGGAGGGCUUGAGAUCUGCGGGGCCCGGGGGUGAGGAUUUGGUGCCAGACGAGGAACCCGGGAAGAAGUAG
Molecule: messenger RNA, 1929 nt
Organism: Metarhizium album ARSEF 1941
Lineage: Eukaryota; Fungi; Ascomycota; Sordariomycetes; Hypocreales; Clavicipitaceae
Product: phosphoinositide 3-phosphate phosphatase
Exons: 1
Coding region: 1-1929 (642 amino acids)
Biological process (GO): regulation of phosphatidylinositol 3-kinase/protein kinase B signal transduction; cell motility; phosphatidylinositol dephosphorylation
Cellular component (GO): plasma membrane; cytosol; nucleus
Molecular function (GO): phosphatidylinositol-3,4,5-trisphosphate 3-phosphatase activity; protein tyrosine phosphatase activity; protein tyrosine/serine/threonine phosphatase activity
Source: RefSeq, a predicted model, not a curated record